This is a messenger RNA of Lingula anatina, 2276 nucleotides long. RefSeq names its product spermine oxidase-like. The record is from RefSeq and is a predicted model, not a curated record. Gene Ontology annotation, molecular function: polyamine oxidase activity. Lineage: Eukaryota; Metazoa; Brachiopoda; Lingulata; Lingulida; Lingulidae.
CUUGCUCUCUCUCUUGCACAUUGCGCAUGCUACUAACGACCUAUUUAAGGCACUGCUGGAACUACAGGAUAUUACAGGCAGAUUGUUGAAGGCGGUGACACGCACAUUUAUUGGACCUUCCAGGGAGGCCCAAUAACCAUUGGAGGCGGGCACAAAUCCGGAGCGAAGGUUAGGUUGACCAAUAAACUCUUCAAGCGAAACUGACAAGACUCUGACAACGUGAAAGCUGUUAGUGCCAGCAUGUCAUCAGAUAAAACCUCGGACAAGGUUUACGGCGUGGUCAUCAUUGGGGCCGGAAUAGCUGGACUUACUGUUGCGGAGACCCUCACAGCAGCGGGCUUUGAGGACUUCAUAAUUCUGGAAGCUAGUGACAGGAUCGGCGGCAGAUGUCAUACUGAGGACUUCGGAAGCUCAUUUGUAGAACUUGGUGCCAACUGGAUCCAUGGGACCACUUCAGAGAACUCCAUCAUGGUACUGGCAGAAGAGAAUGAUUUGGCAAACAAACAAGAGCUGAUGAACUGGUCCAAAGGACGUUUUUACAGGAGUGAUGGUCGCAAAAUUGAUGAGAAUCUUGGUGCCAAGGUCUGGGAGUUCUGUAUGGAGAUAGAUGCAGAGGCCCAAAGAAUGCACUGCUGUCCUAGUAAACAAGACAAAGCCAUUUAUACCGUGGAAGAUUUUUAUGUUGACAGAUUACCAGAAUUCCUCGAAAAAUUCCCCAUGUCUGAGCGAGAAGAUGUUACGGUCAUUUUUUAUUGGUUUUUUAAUUACCAAAGGCUAAAUUUCGGUUGGGAUAUUGCCAAUGUACCCUUCGAAUCAUACAUAAAGCACAAAGAAAUAGACGGAGGGGAUGCUUUUAUGCCAAAGGGUGCAAGGUCCUUGAUAAGUGCCAUCGCAUCUCGCUUUCGAAGUAAAGAGCGGAUAAAAGUCGGCGCGGAAGUGGUCACUGUCAACUGGGAAGACGGUGGAGUUAAAAUCAGGUGCUCUAGUGGUGACACCUAUCGGGCAAAAUGUGCUGUCGUUACGGUGUCGCUAGGAUACUUGAAAGAACACCACCAGAACUUUUUUGAUCCACCUCUUUCGCACGAAAAAUACCUUGCAAUAGAUAGAAUAGAGUUUGGUGUUGUUGAUAAAAUAUUCCUCGAGUACGAUCCGCCGUUUUGGUCAGACGGCACUGCGUUAGAGAGCGUAAGGCUUGCCUGGGACAACAAAGAGUUUGUCAUCACAGACCCUAAAUCACAGUGGUUCAAGAGAAUAUUUUCCAUUGAUGUUGUACGGUUCAACCCCAACUGUCUGUAUGCUUGGAUCCCAUGCCACGAGGGCCUCCAGGCGGAGACUGUUCCAGAUGAAGAGAUCUCUGAAACCUUCACCAUGGUGAUGCGUCAGUUCCUCGGUGAUCCUACCAUCCCUUACCCGUGCAAAGUCAUCCGGUCCACCUGGGGCACCAACAAGUACACCUUGGGGUCAUAUUCAUGCAUGGGAUUGCGGUCAAAUGCCAACCACUUCAACGUUUUAGCUGAGCCCAUUGAAGACAGCAAUGGUCAACCGAGGGUUCUUUUCGCCGGCGAGGCAACUCACGCUGCAUACAAUGGGACAAUGCACGGUGCACGCGAGUCUGGUGUACGUGAGGCAACCAGGCUGUUAAGACAGUUUGGAAUGGAUCCUUCCACUCGAGAACAAGUGAUUGCUUUAUCAGAGACCCAGUAGUCCAAAUCAAGCAUAUUCAAACCAUGAAAUAGGUAUGCCUCGUCAUGUAAAUAAUAAAAUCGGCUGUAAAAUGGUCCGAUAUUUCAUGUUGAUUUCGGCACUAAAUUGAAUACGCAUACCUGCCUCUAACUGAAUAACAUUUAAAAUAUUUUGUCAUAGCGGUCCUUCUUUCAGGACAGGGGACUGCAUUAAUUAUAUAAGGCCUAUAACAAUUUUAUCAAUUACUUUACUAUUUUAUACACUGAGUUUUUAUUAUAUCAGUUUUACUAAUCCCAUGUACCAAUAUAUGUCUUUGUUUUUAAUUCUAUUUUCCUUUUUGAAGCACUUCUUUGACUGUCAAAUGUUUCCAUGAAACAGAGCAAAUGAUUAUACCUCGGAUACUAGCUAAGAAAGCUCAGUCACGGGUAAGGCAACAUUUUAUACAUGUAUAAUCAUUAACUUGCCGUCAUAUUAUACACUGCCCAGGAAACACAUAACGUUACAUGAUAACGUACCCGUAACAUUUUAAAACGCUCUGUGUUUGCUGGAUGCGGACUUCUAAUAAUCAAGAAGCCAUUUUAAUCAAUAUUUUG